AAUGUGACAGUCGGAUCGUAGUGCACACACUCCCGAGAAAUGUUGAACACAACAAGCUGCGAACGCUUUAAAGAAAGUUUAUAUUUUUCUAAUUCGCCCUUGUGGAAAAAUAGCAUUGAGUCCCGUUCUUCAUUGGCUACAGACUCUUUAGGUCAGUGGACGGUGUCUCGUUGCAGAGUUGCUGGGGCGUUUGUGGGACUCCUUUCCUUACACGUUUAUUAAGGAUCGUCUUGUUUUCGGCGACUGUGCAUACAUCUCAGAGGACUUCCUGCUUCAAUGCAGCGGGCUUGGCCGUCGGCAAUUACUGCUCUGCGCAUUCUUUAGGAGCAAGACAGCCGAAAGCUCUUGGAUGUUUGAUCUACAAAUGGUUCAUCAAUGUUGGAGCAUCAAUUUGGCUUAACAGUUUUCCGUGACAUCCUAUGCCGUCGUAAACAAGCAGUUGGCCGGAUAACCGGCAGAGACCGGAUAAGAGGAUGGGACUGCUAUAGCCUGGAUCUCUGUUUUGGAUGGUUCCACCGGAGUGUAAUCAGUUGUUACCCCGCCCUCGAGGCCUUUGGGUGGGGCCUCGAUGCCCACACUCCCCGCAGCUAGUGGACACCAUGAGUAACACUGGGACUGAAGAGCCCUCCCUCCAGCCAGGCGACGGCCAGUCAUGUGCCGAGCCUCCACGCAGGGGUAGGGGGCGCCCUCGCAAACUGCCGCAGGAACCUGCGGGGCCUCCAGUCCCGAAGCGACCCAGAGGAAGACCCAAAGGCAGCAAGGACAAGGGCCCCCGCACACCACUGAAGAAAGUAGAGCCACAGCGGGAGAAGAGGCCUCGAGGGCGACCGAGGAAAUGGCCUCAACAAGUAGUUCAAGUGGUAGCAGAGGAACAGCAGGGCCCUUCAGACCAGGCCGUGGAGGGCCCCUCUGAGACGCAUCCAUCUCAGGUUCCAGCAGCGGAGGAAGUGGAGUAAAUAGACAGCUCCUCCUCCACCUACCUCAAGGUUUGGCCUCAAACAGAUGGGGGUAAAAUCCGACCUGACAUCUGCUGCGGGGGGGUUUCAGAGGAAUUACAAAAAAGUGGCGUCUCUAUCUUGGGAUAUUUACGUAGAGUUUCUUUUAGUUUUUUUUUAGUUGAGUCAAUGAUGUGCAUAAAUUCAUUGUUUGCGGUUUUACAAAAUUGUUUUUUACAUAGGAGGUGAUAUGGCUUUGUUUGUGUGUGUGUGUGUUUGUGUGUGUGUGUGUGUGUGUGUGUGUGUGUGUGUGUGUGUGUGUGUGUGUGUGUGUGUGUGUGUGUGUGUGUGUGUGUGUGUGUGUGUGUGUGUGUGUGUGUGUGUGUGUGUGUGUGUGUGUGUGUGUGUGUGUGUGUCUUCUCCGUCGUGCGCGUAUGCAAAGAUCCACAAAGAUUACGGCCCUUUACCGGGGAUGACCUAUGCUUACACGAAGACAUGCAGUUCACCCAGAAUUUAGCAAGGAUUCGCCCUUCUCUGCUGAGAUUUGCGGCAAGGAAACACUGAUCGCCCGAGGAACAUGCGCAAUGUUUUGUUUCCGACAGCCAGACACGAGAUAAUUAAUAAAUAGCUCACCGGGCAAGAUGAAAUCACUGUAAUUUCAGUUGUAUUUUCAGUGCAUUUAAGUGAUUUUACCGAUUAUCACAUGGAUAUAUAACUUUUUCAACAUAUUUUCAAUGGAGCCGACUCAGUCGCGCAUUUCCCAUCUGUAUUUACUCGUCGGUUCAUAUACAUUUCUGGUCGUAAAUGCCAUGCUGCCCCCCUGUCCCUACAUGUUAUCGUGACAGGGAAAUGUUAAUGCAGACACCUCUGCAAAGAUCUAUAUCAUGUCUUGGCAAACGUGGGACACGCACGCAAGUGUGAAUUCAGCUUUUAGUGUUUUGAGCGUGUGUAGGGAUGAGGGAUGGACUGAUGGAUGAUGAAAAAGGAAAGAUUGGCCCUUACAUAAUUUAACUAAUCUUUUAAUAUUUUAAGACAACAUAGUAUAUUAAGAGUCCCAGCCCCCCUGUGCCAAAAUGGAGUAUUUUUGACAGUGACAUCAUUCUGGUACAAUAUUUACUGUGUGUGCUUAAGAAAUUGUUAUGAAAGUACAUAUGACAAGUUUGAUUCCAAAAAUGUUGGUGUCCAUUCUUGGGAAGAAAAAGACAACUUAUUUGUUCAAUGCUUAUAACUGCAUUAUCCAAUUUUCACUAGGCGUACUAUCCACAUUGUCUUAAAGGGGUAGUUCGGAAUUUUGGACAUAGGGCCUCAUUCCCAAGUUAGCCUUGGCGUUCUUUAUCAUUGGAGACAGUUUUCAACACAUUUCAUUCAGUCCUUCUAGUUGCAGAGUUUUCUCGUGCUAGGCUAGCGCACGGCAGGUUAGUUUUAUUUCUAACAUUAGGCUAUCAACACAGACAUUGAAAUCUAUAGUCUGGCGUUAUAAUUGAUUUACCUCAGGUGUACUGUGGAGUGGGUUAGACUGUUUUAUUAGCAGGCUAGCAUUACCCGUUGCCGUGCGCUAGCCUACCACCAGCGAACUCUGCAACUAGAAGGACUGAAUGAAAUGUGUUGAAAACUGUCUCCAAUGAUAAAGAACACCAAGGCUAACUUGGGAACCAGGCCCUAUGUCCAAAAUUCUGAACUACCCCUUUAACUCAUUGUAUGUAUUACUUACUUUGCCAUAGAUCAAUCAUUCAGGAAUUUCUGGUUUCCCAAAUGGUCCUUUACUUUUGGAAUGCAACUUUUCAUAUCAAAUAUGUUGACAUGUUAAUUUACUACACUCAGGAUUAUACUUUUGCGUUGUGUUUUUUUCUCUUUACCAACACAUGUUAACCUCAGGUACAAAACUUUUCAGGAGACUGUCGGAGGGUCUGAUCCAUAUGAUUAUUGCGAUGUGUUUGUUGUGCAUUUCCGAUCUGUAUUUGACGUUCACCAAUUGCUUUGACACAAAGACCUCAUGUAGACCUCUGAUACACUCACACCAACUUACCUCACACUCUACCUCACUUAUAGUACAGAUGAACACACACACACACACACAUACACACACAUACACACACAUACGCACUCUAACUCAAGAACGUGUGCAGACACAUCUAACUUCCAAGAUUCACUUUGCAUGGUUUACACAUUUCACAGGAAUCUACCGAUGCAGGGUGUUAGGUUCAAUCCCAUGUCUCAAUCUUUUGUUUGUUUUUGCAAAAUCUGGCAAAUCCGACGUCCUCUUAGGAAAAAAAUAAAUCAGAAUCAGGAAGCCGGCUAUAUGGGCCUAUUGGGUGCUACGUGGGCAGCGUAAAUAUUAUUGUAUUACCAAAGAAGUCUCUGAAACGGCUCACUAAUUGGGUGAUGGAGUGUUGUUCGGAGCCUAGUUGCCCUAUCCGACUGGUACUAGUAGACUGGUAGACUAGCACCAUACUUGAGUCCAGUUAAACCUGGUCGCGUCCAGUUAAACCUGGUCGCGACCUGGAUUGUGACGGCAGUGAAAUGACACAAAUGCCUGCAACAGGUUUAACCCUGAUCCCUGGAAAGCGGUUGUUAACCAACUUUUUUUUGUCCUUUCCAGACACCUGUGAAAUGUUAGACUCCCAUUGAAAUCCAACUGUCAAUUUCAGGGUCUGUUUUGUACCAAAUCUCUGUUCGAACCUCAAACGAGACUGGCAUGGUUGUCCUCACCUCCAAUCAGCCAUUCUCACACCACUUGAUGAGAUAUUUGUAGUCUGUUUCAAAUGAGAUUCAUCAUUAUUUGUACUCAUUUUACUUCUUUGAGAUCUUACAACAGCAAUUGUAUACGUCAUUAUGUGUUUUCCUUACACUGUAAUUCAUAACAAUGCAAAAUAACGUUUUUAAAAGAUGGAACCUACUAGGUAAUUCACUUAGGACGGAGUCCAGAAUAAUUUAUACAAUAUUUUGGGAAACCAUUAAAAAAAAAUUCGAUUCAAUUCAAAGCUGAAUAACUACUUUUCAUUUUUCAUCAUGUGGCAAAUCUUUUUUGCAUAGGCCUAUGUGUGAACUAUCCAUAAACUACUCCAAAUUUCAGAAUAAUCAACUUUUACUUAACAUUAUCUUCACUUGAGCACUAUUCGGGGAACUGCGACUAAAACAAUAAUAGAUUUACUGUAGGCUACUUUUUGAUGGUCCCUUUGGACUGAUUUAUUUAGCUUUUUCCACUAGACUUCCAAAGCAAGUUAACAGCAUCUCAGAAGAGUGUUUAGUUAUCAUGACGAUACCUCACCUUUAACCAUACGCAUAAUUAAUCUUGAUGUGAUCAAUCUUGUUAUUGAGGGACAGCUCAAAGUAAUAGCUCAAAGUAAUACAAAUACUUCACAAUGCUAGUAUCUCUGGGUGUUGUUGGAAAUGUCACAACGCUAGAUGUGUAAUCUUUUCAAUGAUUAAAAAGUAGAAUUUUAUCAAAACGUUUUCACAUAGGAAUUUAUCCCUUAAUUUCGUGCUUGACUCUUUUUAUAAUUAUGCACAUUUUAUGUGUGUCAUCAUCCACUGAUACAGGUCGAUUUACAGAAGCAACCUGUUACCUUUUUUAUGAGCCUAUACUGCAUUUUUUUGUCUUAAUCUGCAGCCAUAUUGCCAAUAAAAUGUUACCAAAUUA
Molecule: messenger RNA, 4575 nt
Organism: Gadus morhua (Atlantic cod)
Lineage: Eukaryota; Metazoa; Chordata; Actinopteri; Gadiformes; Gadidae
Product: high mobility group protein HMGI-C
Exons: 6
Coding region: 507-956 (149 amino acids)
Biological process (GO): regulation of DNA-templated transcription
Cellular component (GO): nucleus; chromatin
Molecular function (GO): transcription coregulator activity; DNA binding
Source: RefSeq, a predicted model, not a curated record